UUUAAAAUAAUACAUUAAAAUUUCUGCAAUUUGUUGUGGUUUAUAUUUGUAAAAAAGUUAGGACCAAAAUUCCGUGUUAAAUUUCAAUAUCGAGUCUACAAACAGAGCGGGUGUUAUAGAAGUUGGAGUUAACCCGACCCGACCCAACUCAACCUAACCCAUUACAAUAUAUGGUUUGGAUCUUUGUCCCUUCCAGAGUUUCACAAUCAUCAAAGGAAACACCUUUUUCUAGUUUUAUGUACCUUCAAAUAAUAUAAGUCUCCCAAUAAUUUGCUUGUCCCUUUUUGCUCCACACCAAUUUCUUAACCACCAAGAAUCACCAUCUUGAUUCAAUCACAGCCCUUCAUCCAAUCCAAAUGCCAAUCACAGUCCUACUUUCAUAAAGAUGUUAUACAAUCUAUCAAAUUCAAAUUCAGCAUGUCCCCACCACCUCACUCAAAGAGCCUACUUUUCACUUUACUUUAAUCAAUCCCACCUUCUUAAACUCUAUUUUCAUUCCUUCAUGUAGUGGUUUUUCCUUCCUUAAAGAUGCACCCUCGCCACUUCCCACCACCACACCAACCACUAGAACCGCCGUCACUCUACUCUACUCCUGACCCACACCACCGAACCGCCACCCCGUCUCCGCUGGCUCAUGCUGUCACGCCCGUAAAAUCAUCUAGACAUACCAUGAUGAUACAAACACCAACGCAAACACGAACGCAAACGCCAAUGCAAACGCAAACACCUGAGUAUUUUUACGAAAGGUUUCCCAAUACAAGAGACAGACUCCUGCUAAGAAACCACCGAAACACAGAUCCCGCCAUUUGGUGCUGCGCGAUCAUAUGUUUAAUAUUCAGCAUACUAAUAAUCUUGUUUGGAAUCACAACUUUGAUCAUAUUCCUCGUCGUCAAACCGAAAAACCCUGUCUUCGACACCAACCACGCGAGUCUCAACGUCGUUUACUUCGAUUCGCCUGGGAAUUACAACGGAGACUUCACUUUUAUCGCGAAUUUCACAAACCCCAACAGGAAACUUAACGUGAGAUUCGAGUAUGCUGCAGUUGAACUAUGUUUUGCCAACAGUGUCAUCGCGAAUCAAUCGAUCAGACCGUUUAGUCAAAGGCAAAGAGAGACGGGUGUGGUCAAGCUUCAUUUCGUAUCGAGCCUAGUGCCCCUGCCGUCGAAUCACGCGAUGGAGCUUAAACGGCAGGUUUUGAGCAACAAAGUUAUGUACAGUGUGAAGGGGACGUUUAAAGUACGAGUAAGCUUCGGUUUGAUUCAUUUCUCGUACUGGUUGCAUAGUCGAUGCGAGUUGCAGAUGAGCAGUCCACCGUCUGGUUUACUCAUGGCGAGACGCUGCAUAACUAAGAGAUGAAAUGUUAUUUAUAUCGUUAUUCAUCUCUUUUCAUUUUUUUUGCUUUUCUUCAACAGGUUGAACUGAGAUCUAAAUCGACUCGGUUCAACCGUAUCUCGUGUGUAUAAUUGACAAUUGGGCACUAUCUAUACCUACAAAAAUCUGUAUAUAACGCAGUAUUUGCUCCGA
Helianthus annuus (common sunflower) is the source of this 1524-nucleotide messenger RNA. RefSeq names its product NDR1/HIN1-like protein 6. NCBI's taxonomy places the organism in Eukaryota, Viridiplantae, Streptophyta, Magnoliopsida, Asterales, Asteraceae. The transcript has a single exon. Bases 529 to 1356 code for a protein of 275 amino acids. Gene Ontology annotation, cellular component: plasma membrane. The record is from RefSeq and is a predicted model, not a curated record.